AUGACAGGAUACAGGGAUGAUAUUAAGCACACUCUUCCCUCUUCUAUGCUAUGUCUCUUUUUCUCUGCUUACAUUAUGACAGGAUACAGGGAUGAUAUUAAGCACACUCUUCUCUCCCCUCUUCUAUGCUCUGUCUUUUUCUCUGCUUACAUUAUGACAGGAUACAGGGAUGAUAUUAAGCACACUCUUCCCUCUUCUAUGCUAUGUCUCUUUUUCUCUGCUUACAUUAUGACAGGAUACAGGGAUGAUAUUAAGCACACUCUUCCCUCUUCUAUGCUAUGUCUCUUUUUCUCUGCUUACAUUAUGACAGGAUACAUGGAUGAUAUUAAGCACACUCUUCCCUCUUCUAUGCUAUGUCUCUUUUUCUCUGCUUACAUUAUGACAGGAUACAGGGAUGAUAUUAAGCACACUCUUCCCUCUUCUAUGCUGUGUCUCUUUUUCUCUGCUUACAUUAUGACAGGAUACAGGGAUGAUAUUAAGCACACUCUUCCCUCUUCUAUGCUAUGUCCCUUUUUCUCUGCUUACAUUAUGACAGGAUACAGGGAUGAUAUUAAGCACCUCUUCCCCUCUUCUAUGCUAUGUCUCUUUUUCUCUGCUUACAUUAUGACAGGAUACAGGAUGAUAUUAAGCACACUCUUCCCUCUUCUAUGCUAUGUCUCUUUUUCUCUGCUUACAUUAUGA
This is a messenger RNA of Acanthosepion pharaonis, 681 nucleotides long. The record is from the annotation of a GenBank genome assembly. NCBI's taxonomy places the organism in Eukaryota, Metazoa, Mollusca, Cephalopoda, Sepiida, Sepiidae.